Messenger RNA from Amphimedon queenslandica, 2924 nucleotides. Its product is annotated as ankyrin-1-like. Gene Ontology annotation, molecular function: protein binding. The transcript has 19 exons. Lineage: Eukaryota; Metazoa; Porifera; Demospongiae; Haplosclerida; Niphatidae. Bases 24 to 2882 code for a protein of 952 amino acids. The record is from RefSeq and is a predicted model, not a curated record. Gene Ontology annotation, biological process: signal transduction.
UUGAGCCCCACCCUAAUUUUGAAAUGUGGAGAUUAAAAAGGAAGAAGAAGGCUUAUACUAGCAUUUGUCACCAUUGUAACAAGUCUAAACGCCCAGCAAUCAAUGCAGCACGUUUGGGGCACGAAACUUGUCUGAUUACUGCCUAUAGGACAUUAGGGGGCUUCAACGAAACCGAUGAUUAUGGAGCUACACCUAUUCACUAUGCAGCAAGAAGUGGGAAAUUAGAUUGUCUGAAAUGGCUGGUUCAAAACUCUGGUAUAUCUUCUAAUGCAGUUGCAAAGAAUGGGUCAACUGCUGCUCAUGAUGCAGCCGCUAUGGGUCAUUUGGAGUGUCUUAAGUAUCUGAUUGAAUCUACUCAAUGCUCAGUUCUCGAUACCACUUCAGAAGGAGCAACAGUGCUGCAUAUAGCCUGCAGGUUUGGACAAACAGCAAUCACUAAUUGGCUUUUGGAAAGCACAGCUGCUGUCCCCAGUGACAAAGGUGCUAACGGUGUAACUCCAGUUCAUAUCUGUGCCGCUAAAAAUAACAUCAGAUGUUUGAAAUGCUUGACACGACACAAAUCAUACAUUCCAAAUCAAAGGACUGAUCAUGGUGCCACUCCACUAUACUUUGCAGCUCAGGAAGGAAGUGUGGAGUGUUUGGAAUUGUUGAUAAAUCAUGGCAAAGGUGACUUGUACAUCGGUGCUAAUGAUGGCAUGUUGCCAAUCCACGCUGCUGCUCAGGCUGGUAAUGUAGAAUGUCUCAAAGUACUUGUUGGCAGUGGUGUACCUCCUCGACAGAGAUCAGCUGAAGGAGCAACACCAGCUCAUUAUGCUGCUGCCAGUGGACACGUAAAGUGCCUGAAGUGGAUAUUAGAUAAUGGUGGUUCUCUCACUGACAAAGAUGAUCUAGGAGGAAUACCAUUGCAUGAUGCAGCUGAUCAAGGACAAACAGAAGCAGUUGCUUUUCUUAUUAAGAGAGGAGCUCCUGUGAAUGUCGAAGAUUUUGAUGGCCUAAAGCCUUUUGACUUGGCAAGGGAAAACAACCACAAGGAUUGUAUGAAGAUGCUUUUUAAAGCAAUAAAGCCAGAUAUUUUGACAUCUUUAACCCCCCACCACAGUCUUAGCCGUGCUUCUCAAAGUAGUGAUGAUGGUGGAAAAACAAAUUCCUUUGACAAAUUAGAAGAUUUUAAAUGGCAGUUUAAAGAUACUGUGCUUUCCAAUGAUGUACCAGUACAUCAUAGUUCUGGUGAGCUUUCAAAUGAUUCACAGAAAGAGACAAAUGAUGACUUGACAGUUUCUCAAGAGCUUAUAACUCCCAGUGCAGAUGAGAUUAAAUUUAGAAGCAACAAUUUUGAAGAAGCUAUCGUAAUUACAAGUACAAGUAAUAAUUCGUGUUUUGAAGAAAUUACAGUUACAUUUCAGAAAGAAUCGCUUCCUAUACCUCAUCUUCAGCUAAUUAGUGAUGAUGACCUGAGUUCUCCUGAUAGAAGUGAUGGAGAACAGUCAGAUGAUGAUGGUAAUGAUGAUGCAUAUGUGGACUUUAAACCACUCAGCAAAGAAGCAUUCGAGUCUUUUGGUUGUGUUAUGGACCCACCAUUAAUGGAACUAUCCAAAAAAGAGGAGGAGUUGAGUUUACUAAACACAGGAGAUAUUGUCAUUCAUGAGCCCCUAAAAGAAGUACAUACUGCAGAGUUACAAGUAUCAGUAAAUUGUAUCAAUAAAUAUGCAUUAGAAUCUUGGAAUGAAGCACAGCGAACAUCAACAGUGGAGUUAAGCAUCCCACCUGUCAUUGAAGAAGAAGAUGAAGAAAUAGACUUUUCAGAAAAUGAGAUAAAAGAAAAGGAAGACAUUGAAACAGAAAGUUCAGGAAUGAUUGAAGAAGUGCAUCAUAGAUCUCAAAUGACACAAAAACUACCAUCAAAUGGAAAUCAUUCAGUCUAUAGUCCUUUAAUGGUUUCAUUAUCUGCUUCCAAUGCACUUAGAAAUGAUGGCAAAGAUGAACAUAAUGAUUUACUGAUUCAAAAAGUUGAUGAUAUUGAUGUAGAUGCUACAUUAGAUUGCAGUAUGACUUUAACGUCAUCUGAGAUUGAGAUAUUGCAAGCAAAAAGCAUUGCUGCUGCUAAAAAUUCAACUACUGUAACAAAGUCUUCAAAACAAGUCUUUAUUCCUGUGGAAGUUGAAGGUGUGCAAACUGUUAUCAUUCAAGUACCUGAAGAUGCCCCAGUCAUUCAAAUAAUGUUUAAAGCUGUACAUAAAGCUGGAAUAGCACCUAAUAUCAACCAUACCUUGUUUGAAGUUUCUGACCUUUUUAAACAUGAACGCCAACUAGAAGAAGAUGAACUUCUACAUACAAUUACUUUUAGCUGGCCUAAAAAGAGUCAGCCACGUUUUGUUCUACGUAGCAAUGAGAAAAAAUACUUCUUAUGGAAAGAGCCCCCUUUUCCUAUAAAGAGAAUUACUGAAAAAUCAACAGAUGUAGGAGUUCCUCUUGUGAGUUCAAAAAUGAGCUAUUGCAAGCAAGGGAAUAAAUUAAAGUGGAUAAGUGAUACCUUUUACUUAAAUCAUUCUGGAAUAUGCAGCAGCAGCACAUCAAACAAAGGCUCAGCUGAUAAGCAGAAAGUAAUUGCUAGCAUUGAUCAAUGUCUCUAUACCAUUGUUGAUGGAGUUGCUGAAUUGCAUUCACAUAAAAAGCAGUUUGUACAGUCGCUUCCAACACCAUUUUGCUUUAUAGUGAAGCCUUUUGACUCUUGGAAGAAACAAGACUUUAAGAUAUUUUGUUGUGAAGAUUACUCUUCAUUUCAAAUGUGGGUCAAUGCCUUUCGCUUAUUAAAGCAUGGACUGCAACUGAAGGCAAACUAUGCAGCAAUGAAUACUAAAAUACAUAAUAUGCAAAUGCAAUAACAACUGUUAUUUUUCAUAACCUUACAAUAACUAAUAAAAUAA